AUGGACGCCGUCGAGUACGAUCCAAUCACACACCUCAAUGCCCUCUUCGGCCACCCGUCAACCCUCGAUCAAGCAGCCGCCGUAUCACAACAGGUCCACCGACAUCAAAAUGAACUCGACCAACACAUGCGCCGCAUGGUCGCGCGACAGGCCGAAAGCGAUGCCGACAGUGUGCGACGCAUCACACAAGCAAAGGAAGAGCUAGGGGAACUGUUCGGCCGCAUCGACAGAGUUCGCGCAAGAGCAAUGGAUACAGAAAGAGACAUUACAGACAUGACGGCAGACAUCAAGCGUCUCGAUCAAACAAAGCGGAAUUUGACUCUGUCCAUGACGGCUCUCAAGCGCUUGCAAAUGUUGACGACAGCUUAUGAGCAGUUGCGUGUGCUUGCCUCGACUCGUCAAUACCGUGAUUGUGCUCAUCUGGUGUCUGCUGUCGUGCAGCUCAUGGCACACUUCAAAGCAUAUCGCAGUAUUGACCAGAUUGCUCAACUCAGCAAGAAUGUCGCUGAUCUACAGCGGCUAUUGCUUGACCAGAUCUGUGAGGACUUUGAACUCGCCUUUGCAAGAGAAUCCGUCGCUUCGAGCCGCAAUAUGCUGGCUGAUGCUUGUCAUGUCAUGGAUGCUUUGGGUGAUCAUGCUCGCGCUCGUCUGACCACCUGGUAUUGUAACACCAUGUUGCGAGAGUAUCGUCAGGUCUUCAGAUCUUCAGAUGAAGCUGCCUCGCUCGACAACAUCUCUCGCCGCUACUCGUGGUUCAACAGAAUGCUCAAAACACAUGACUCUGACCAUGCUUCACUCUUUCCACCUACAUGGCGUGUGGAUGAGAUGUUGGCCAAUGCCUUUUGCGAGACGACGAGGGAAGACUACAAGCAGAUCCUACAACGUUCCAUGCGCCGUGCAGAUGGUCAGCCGCCAGAUGUCAAUCUACUACUAUCAUGCUUGCAAGAAACGUUGGACUUUGAGCACUCCCUCGAGCGUCGCUUCUCUGCUGCCGAGUCACGUUCAUCCAUGGAUACAUUAGACGAGAAGCCUCGUGCUUUCAGUCAAGCCAUCUCGGAGGCUUUCGAACCAUAUCUCAGCUUGUGGGUCGAGUCUCAGGACAAGCAGCUGGCUCUUCUUAUUCCAAAAUACCGCUUGCAACCUAUCCGCAAUGAGGAAGAUGAGUUCCAUGCGCAUACCGUCAUGCCAUCGUCGACUGAGCUCUUCCACUCAUAUCGGAUCACUUUUGCUCAGUGUGCAAAACUUUCCACUGGAUCACGGCUUCUCGACCUGUCAAAGACUUUUGCCAAAUAUCUCGAUGUAUAUUGCCAGCAAGUCUUGUUACAUGCCCUGUCUGAGCGGUCACCAUCAGUUGAGGAUAUAGUCACCGUCCUGAAUACUGCAGACUACUGCUAUCAAACCACAAACCAGCUAGAGGAGCGUAUAAAGUCACGAAUAGACGCCGAUCUUCGCCCUCAAGUGGAUCUGCAAUCUCAAGCCGACUCAUUCAUGGGCAUCGCAUCAGCAUCCGUCAAGUCUCUGGUCAGAAGAGUAGAACUCGACUGCGACGCACCCUGGAGAGAAAUGCGUAAUGUCCCCUGGAGCAAAAUGGACAACGUAGGUGAUCAAAGCACCUACGUCGCUCCACUGGUCAAGCAAGUCAAGCAAAAAACCUCCGAAGUCCUCAAUUACCUCGAAAAACCACAAUACGGUCGCGCCUUUUGCGAUAACUUGGUGGAUGCUCUCGCCAGCUCUCUGCUCACAAACUUGGUGGUCUGUCGUCCCAUCUCGGAAACAGGCGCUGAACAAAUGCUUCUCGACUCGUAUGUUCUCAAAAAGUCAUUUACAGAUCUCAGCACCGUCAAUGCCGAGCCAGACACACAGCCAAAUCCAAAUUUCAUCAAAAGAGUCAAUCAAAGUAUGGCGAAAAUGGAUCCUCUGCUCAAGACUUUACAAGUCCGCUCUUCUCCCCCCGAAGGACUUGUACAGGCUUAUCUCAUACACAUCCAAGAUCGAAACGAGCAAAACUUCCGAAAACUGCUAGAACUCAAGGGCAUCUCUCGGAAACAAGAACAAGCACAUUUGGUGGAAUUGUUCAAUGCGCAUAAAGCUUCUCCGUCGAACGAAAGCCUUCAAGCUUCUAAUCCGCUGAUUGCGAAUAUUUCUCUCCAAGCUUCUGCAGCGAAUACUUUGGGUAUUGCAGCGCUCAAGGAUUCGGCGGCUUCACAUUCUACUCCUGUUUUGGCAUCUACGACUCGUUUUGACCCUUCGACUUUUGGCUCGGCGCUUAUGAAUGCGGCGAGAGAUGGUGUGGAUAGAUUUGGGUCUCCUGCGCUUGGAGGUGGUGGAGGUGCAGGUGUAGGUGGAGGAUCACCGGCAUCGGGUGUUGUGGCUAGUAGGGCUAUUAGUCCGCCGCCGAUGGGUGCAUUGGGUCUAGGUGCUGAGAGUGCUCAUGCCAGUAUUAAUGAGAACUUGAAGAAUAUUGGUAAGUUCUUUAAGAGGGAUGCUAGUAGUGGGUUUGGUGGGUUUGGGAAAAGGACAGAGGAAGGGAGAGGGAGUAUGGAUAAGAGGUAG
Aureobasidium subglaciale EXF-2481 is the source of this 2553-nucleotide messenger RNA. RefSeq lists its product as uncharacterized. NCBI's taxonomy places the organism in Eukaryota, Fungi, Ascomycota, Dothideomycetes, Dothideales, Saccotheciaceae. The record is from RefSeq and is a predicted model, not a curated record. The coding region runs from base 1 to 2553 and encodes 850 amino acids. The transcript is spliced from 2 exons. Gene Ontology annotation, cellular component: GARP complex. Gene Ontology annotation, biological process: retrograde transport, endosome to Golgi.